Messenger RNA from Rhodotorula toruloides NP11, 3159 nucleotides. RefSeq lists its product as uncharacterized. The record is from RefSeq and is a predicted model, not a curated record. The coding region runs from base 1 to 3159 and encodes 1052 amino acids. The transcript is spliced from 10 exons. Gene Ontology annotation, molecular function: alpha-(1->6)-fucosyltransferase activity. NCBI's taxonomy places the organism in Eukaryota, Fungi, Basidiomycota, Microbotryomycetes, Sporidiobolales, Sporidiobolaceae. Gene Ontology annotation, biological process: protein N-linked glycosylation.
AUGCACCCACCCGCGCCCAAUCCCCUCUCCAACUCGUUCUCCGCACGACGAGCAGCCCUCGCACUCGCCCAGUCUCGCCCAAUACACACAUCGAGCGCACCAGCGUCCGACCCUCUCCCCUGGGUCCAGGACCAAGUCGCGUCUUCUUCUUCUUCGCGCAACACGGUCGGAUUGGGACUGGGGAGUGAGGACAUGAGCAACACGAUGAGGAGUACGGGGCUGGGUAUUUCGGCGCCGGCUGCGAGAGGAGCGGGCGGAAUCUCCGCUGUUGUCGACCUCGACCCUAAUACGGAUCGCGAGAACGUACCUCUUCCUUCAGCCUUUCCUUCGACUGCCUACCCUCCAACGACGACGAGCACGACGACUGCCGAUUCGCCUACCAAGUCACCCAUGCAUCUGCGCGUCGGCUCUCUCUCUCACCAUUCUCCCUCUCGACCUUCCUCUGCGCAGUACACCAGCGCUUCGUCCCCUUCUCGCGCCUUCUCCUCCAUCCUCUCCUCCUUCCUCCCCUCUCGACGCCGCCGAGCGCCCUCAAUAACCGACGACCUCUCAACCCUGCAGUACCCGCGCUCCCCCUCACUCCUCAGACCACCUCCAACAGUCCGCCACAGCGCAGGCCGACGCACGUGCCUUUCGCUCCGGCGGCUCAUCUUGACUCUUUGCGCCGUUUCGCUACUCGCGAUACUGUACGCCUCGACGGUUGAGGAAGAGACGCGCAGGGAAAAGUGGAAUUCGUUUCGAGCGAAACUCUCGUCGUCGAAUUUCUCCGCUUCCGAUGCGAGCCGGGCGAACGUCGUCAAUUACGGCGACAUGCUCGAUGCAUUACGGAGCGGGGGCGGGAACGGGCAUGCGUCGCAUCACCCCGCUGGAUGGGGCGCGGCCAAGGAGGUGGUCGUCCCCAAGCCUGUGGCGGUCGAGGCGCCUUCGCCGGCGGUGCGGGCUGCCGAGCAGGACUCGAUGAAUGCGGAUGAUCUUGGAGGAAGCGCGGCGGAACCGGUGCGGUUGAUUGAGAUUGAGAAGGUCGACUCGCGUGAGGAGGAGGGAGACGACGCGAAUGAGCGGAGACCAAAGCCUCAUCUCGCUGUCAAGGUCGGUAAGGAGGAGGACACGCCGGCGAAGGAGGACGAAAAGCCCAAGCCGACGAAGGAGGACUUGCCUUUCCUCACGGACAAGAGCGCGCCCACGCCGUCGGACGACUUGAACGAGCCCGACGCGGAAGACGAGCAAGCUGGACUUGCGGCGGUCGUCAAGCAGGCUGAGCAGGAGGACGCGAAGCAGGAUGCGGAUGCCGAGGAAGUGACCGAGUCGCUUGAGCAGGUCAUCGAGGAGGAGCGGGAGGCGGCUCCUCCCGCGCGCCUCAAGGCUCAGCAGAAGGAGAAGGAGCAGUCAAACCGCGUCGAAGAGGUCGUCGCCAUCCCGCCAGAAGCGGAGGCCAAGGCGAAGAAGGCGGUCGAGAAGGCCCUGUCGAAUGCGGCCAAGAAGGCGCGGCGGAAGAAGAAGAAGGAUGCCUCGCGGUACAAGCGGCUCCUCCCGCUUGGCGCUCCUCCGCGCCGGUACCUCUACGGCGCAAACUUUGUCAUCGCCGCAGACGAGGUCGACGCUUCGACUGUCGCGACGAACGAGUUGACGAACGAGCAGAUCAAGAUCCCGUCGAAGAAGCAGCUCAAGAAGAUGUUUGACAGCGGCAAGAAGCGGUACCUUGAGGAGGCGGACGACUGGCGCAACUACGAGUGGAAGGCUCCGCCUGCUCACGCAUCGCUGCAGCGCUUCGUCGACCGGCUCAAGGCGGACGAGCGCGCCCUCCGAGACUGGAUCAAGCGAGUCCACGCCUCACCGCCCUCUCAGCCCAUCGGUCUCGCCGCCCCGCUCGACGCCGUCUUUACUCCCGCCACAACCGACCUCGCCCUCGUCGGCGAGCCACCCAUCUUCGACCGCGGCAACCGCGACAAGUGGACCGACCUCGUUCUCCAGGCGCAGGAGGGUCACGCUGGAAAGUGUAAGGGUAAUAAGUGGCUUGAUGACUAUCAGAAGCUGCAUGCCGAGAUGCUUGCGGGCGAACGCGAACCCAAGUUCAUCUCGUAUCACUGCGAGACAGGGAUGAACUGCGGCGGCCUCGGAGACCGGCUACUCGGCAUGACCUCGACCUUCUUCUUCGGCUUGAUCACCCAGCGAGCUUUCUUGAGCGAGUGGCAGUCGCCCAUCCCGCUCGACAUCAUCUUCGACUCGCCUCACGUCAACUGGUCGCACUCGUCCUUCACCAGCUCUCGCCACCCCGUCCUCGGCCAAAAACGUCUCGCUGACGCCGCCGCCGACCUCGAUGUCAUUCACUUCGACCGUCUCUCUGUCGACGCGACCUUCGGCACAACGAGCUGGAAUCCGCCGAAGAACCGCGCGCUCACGCCUGGCUUCGAGUUGCGCGACCUUGCGUACAAGUCGCCCUGGAUCAAGUUCUACACCAACCGCGGCAUGAUCUACCGCGCGUUCAAGUACAAGCACUUGCAGAAGAGCAUCAACCGACUCGGGCUCGAGCCGACGACCGCGUUCGCCUGCAUCAGCGAGUACCUCUUCAAGCCGAAGCUGCCGGCGCUCGACCUCAUCACGCAGUAUACCUCCGUCCUCGCGCUUCCCACCAUCUUCAGCGUCGGCAUACAUAUCCGCACGGGUGAUCAGAGCAUGCGCGACGAGGUGUACGACAAGGUCAACACCGUCAAGCGCCACAUCGCCUUCUUUCGCUGCGCCCGCGAACUCGGCGAGACCUACGCCCGGAAGGACCAGAAGGUCGUCUUCUUCCUCAUCACCGACUCGCAACACCUCAAGCAGGACGCCCAGCGCGUCCUCGGCAACAAGCUCAUCACGACCGACAUGGUUCCCCAGCACGUGCAUCAGAAGAGCGGCCAUGUCGACGGGGUCAUGUCGGCUGUCGUCGAGGACUGGAUCCUCGCGAAAGCCGAUAUGCUCGUCGCGACUCAGGACUCGGGUUUCGGCAAACUCGCGUCCUUCAUGAUGGCCAAGCCGAACGCAACUGUCACCAUCUUCCCGCGCUUUAACCCGGAUGUGAUGGGCUUGCAGAGCAAGAAGUCGCACCUCCGCGUAGACUGUACUUCUCCCACCGUAUUCACCUCGUUCGAGGAACUCUCGUCCGAAUGGUCGCUCGGCUAG